UUAUUUUGAUGGUGUCGUGUUUCCUGAAGUGACGUAGCAAAAGUAAAGCGCAGUCCUCGGUAACAUCAGGCGAGUGACCGUCAGCUGUUUCCACCUGAGCAGGUCAAUAAAAGCUGACUCAUCUCUGAGCCUGUGGCUGGUCUGCAGAACGAGCUGCUGUUAGCAGGAAGUGAAGGGCGGACAUGACAAACCACAGAGUCAUGUGACAGCAGAAGAAGAACGACACGGAGCAGCUCUGAGACUGAAGGUUUGUCCGGCUCUUUACUCCUGCAGAGUGUUUCAGAGGAGAGCGGGCGAGCUGAUGAUGUCUGGAUGUUCUACAGAGUGAUGAAGACUCCGAGGGCUUCAGCAGCCUGCGGGGAAAUAACCAGGCUUCCUGUGAUGCUGCUCGUCCUCCUGUCAGUCUGUGAAUGUGACAGCGUGGAGGUCAAAGGUCACACAGGUCAAGACAUCACUCUGUCCUGUAAAUAUGACAGGAAAUAUCACGGCGCUCUGGCAGCGUGCUGGCAGCGAGGAGAGAUACCAGCCAGGGGCUGCUCCAAUCAGCUGAUCUCCACAGAUGGACUCAGAGUGUUAACCAGAGCUUCCAGCAGGUAUGAGCUGCUGGGCCGACUGGAGGACGGAGACGUCUCUCUGACCAUAAAGAGCCUGACAGAGGGAGACGCUGGACGAUACGGCUGCAGGGUGGAGAUACCCGGCUGGUUCAACGAUGAGAAGCAUCACAUCGAUGUGAGCGUCGUCACAGCUCCUCACAUCUUCACCACCGUCACCACCGUGGUGGGACAAACAGGAAGUGAUGUCACAGCCACAGGCUCGAUGCCGACGCAGACUCCGACCGAG
Molecule: messenger RNA, 840 nt
Organism: Haplochromis burtoni (Burton's mouthbrooder)
Lineage: Eukaryota; Metazoa; Chordata; Actinopteri; Cichliformes; Cichlidae
Product: hepatitis A virus cellular receptor 1 homolog
Source: RefSeq, a predicted model, not a curated record